AUGCAAGCAAUCAAAUGUGUCGUCGUUGGUGACGGAGCCGUCGGUAAGACGUGUCUCCUGCUAUCGUACACUACAAACGCUUUUCCCGGAGAAUAUAUUCUAACGGUGUUCGACACCUACUCAACAAAUGUGAUGGUCGACGGACGGCCAAUAAAUCUCAGCCUAUGGGACACAGCUGGACAGGAAGAUUACGAUCAAUUCCGCCAACAUUUCCACAAAAAAUUUCCACAAACAGACGUAUUUCUCGUAUGCUUUGCAUUGAAUAAUCCAGCAAGUUUUGAGAAUGUUCGUGCAAAAUGGUAUCCAGAAGUAUCACAUCAUUGCCCAAAUACACCGAUUAUUUUGGUUGGAACGAAAGCUGAUUUGCGCGAGGAUCGAGAUACUGUUGAACGGCUCCGCGAAAGCCGGCUCCAACCAGUGAGCCACACCCAGGGUUACGUGAUGGCAAAGGAAAUCAAGGCGGUCAAGUACCUGGAAUGCUCGGCGCUUACCCAAAUUGGAUUGAAACAAGUUUUCGAUGAGGCAAUUCGUACUGGGCUCACCCCGCCACAAACACCACAAACGAGAGCCAAAAAGAGCAAUUGCACGGUGCUUUAA
Molecule: messenger RNA, 597 nt
Organism: Caenorhabditis elegans
Lineage: Eukaryota; Metazoa; Nematoda; Chromadorea; Rhabditida; Rhabditidae
Source: the annotation of a RefSeq genome assembly